Molecule: messenger RNA, 1617 nt
Organism: Acytostelium subglobosum LB1
Lineage: Eukaryota; Evosea; Eumycetozoa; Acytosteliales; Acytosteliaceae
Exons: 4
Coding region: 1-1617 (538 amino acids)
Cellular component (GO): nucleus
Molecular function (GO): protein binding
Source: RefSeq, a predicted model, not a curated record
AUGACAACUACAGAUACAACAACACCUCCACCUUUAUCACCAAUACAACAAAGAUUCAAGGAUUCAUUGAUGCCUGAUCAGAGCAAGAUACAGAGAUUGAAUAUGCGAUCGCCUCGAGUCGGUCGUUUCAUCAAUCAAGCGUACGAAGAGGCACAUGAAGCAUUGGAAGCUGGACAAUAUGAGAAGGCAUUACAAAAGUAUUAUUGGAUCAUCAACAAACUGCCCUAUGACUCCACCGCCUAUCUCCAACGUUCAGUAGUCUAUGAAGAGAUUGGAAUGUUAGAUGAAGCCAUCCAAGACACUGAAGUUGUACUAAAGAUGUCAAACAGUUCGGAUGAUCUUGCAGAAGCAAACAUGGUCAAGGGAGUAUGUUUGAUGAAGAAGUUAAAGUUCAAUGAGGCAAUAGAACACUUUGAUGUUAGUUUGAGACUGGUCGAGAAUGACACUGUGUAUAACUUGAAGAAGAAGGCUGAGGCUAUGGCCAAUCCAGACAAGAUCAUUGUGCCAAGAUAUGAUGAUGACUACCAAUAUUAUAACUUUAUUACAAAGGAUAUGAUUGAUGCUGUCCAAAUCAAGAUGUCUGGUGUACAUGGACGUGGAUUGUUUGCCACACGCGACAUUGGAGCUGAGGAGUUGGUGUUCGAGACCUUCUCAAUAGCCACCUCCAACAUGGACAACAUAAGAGAAGACAAUGAUCAUUGCCAUAACUGCCACAUUGCAUUUAAACCAAUAAGCUUUGAGAAUGAGGAGGAGAUUGUAAAGAGUAGAGAGUAUAAGAGAUUGGCACAUACUAUUACAAAGAUGACGAGAUUGCCAACGGGUAGGAUCAUCCCCGAAGACUGCCCAUCAUGCCACGAGGCACUGUACUGCUCGCCCGAGUGCAAGAGUGACGCGAAUCUCAAGCACUCGCCAAUCUGCACAAACAAUGACCAUCUGAGAUCACUGAUCAAUCAGUACGAGAAACAGAUCAGCUCACUCACCGAGUUUGAGAGGACUGGCUACAUGCUGCUGCUCAAGAUGCUGGCGGCGCAGCACUCCAAUGGCGACAAGAACUCACCUCUGCGCCCAUUCACACUGGACGAUCAUACAAAGCGCCUGGUCUACGCCAUGCCAGACAACUCGCAAUUCCUGUUGUCGCGCAAGGAGUCCAAGCUGUACGCGCUCAUCAAGGACAUCUUCCACGAUCGCCGCGGCCUCACACCCGAGCUGUUCUACAGGUUCAAGUCGAUGAUCACUUUGAACCAGCUGUCGAUGUACACCAGCACCAUCCAUGUGCACUGCACAAAGGAUGCGCUGGACGAGCUGGGCUUCAACUUUGACUUUGAGGACCGCGUCGGCAAGUUCUUUGUCGGCAUCCCCCUGCACACAAGCUUCAUCAACCAUUCAUGCGAGCCAAACAUCUUCAUUGCAGCGCCAAUCAUCAAUGAUAAGCAACUACGUGUUGUCACCAAACGCCCUAUCAAGAAGGGUGAGGAACUGUUUGUUACCUACCUUGAUGGCCACAACCUUUCCACCGAUCGUCGACGCGAGAUGCUUCUGGACAGCUAUGGAUUCGAAUGCAAAUGUCCACAAUGUCUAGCCAACAAGACCAUACCAUUGCUUCAGAGGAUACAAUAA